AUGUCUUUUGAGAACGGCCAUUUGUCGCCCGUUGAUGAGCCGACUUACGCGACUCUGCACACCAAACCAUCCCGUAGCGAAAGCGAACUCUCAGAUGUCAAUGACAUCCCCGACCAAGCCGUCCCCGAGUCCGCAGACCAUGUCAUGCACGAUGUCGCAAGUCCUCGGUCGGAUGAAGAUGAAGAUGCCGAUGGUUCUGAUGAUGGCGAUUAUGACGCUCCAUCACCUCCCUCAAGAGCCAGCGUCGACUCCCGCCAUAGCAGCGUCUCCUCAGAUGGCUCGUCGGUGCCCCGCAAGCGCAAGGCCGAGCCCGAUGUAGACGAUGACCAAUACAUGCAAGAAAACCCAGAGUUAUAUGGCCUCCGCCGAAGUAUCGAAAGCAGUGAUGAAGAGCAAGGCGACAAUGACUCUGGAUCAGACGUCAACCCCGGCCGAGCCCGCAAACGCUUACGGCCGGCCACUUCUCGCAAUGUCCGUCGGUCUGACUCCGAGUCCGGCUCAGACAGCGAUACUUAUGGUGGCGCACGAGGUCGAGAAUUCGCAAAGAAGCACCGCCGUAGGUUGCAAGGAGCCUCAUCUCGCUCUGCCUCAGGGCUUGCGGGCGACCUUCGUUUCUCUACACGCCAAGCCGGCAAAGUUACGACCUACAAUGAAGAGGAUGGCGACGAUUUUAGCGAGGAGGACACGGAGAACAUGACACCCAACUACUGGGUCACUGCCGAAGACAACUCUCCUGGCAUAGACAUUGUGCUCAACCACAGAUAUCCCGAAAAGAACGACUACGAAUUUUUCGGAAAAGCACAUUACCAUGCUACAUGGGAGCCUUGGACUGAGCUCACUUCCGUCCGUGGCUUCCGCCGUCUCGAAAACUACUACCGCAAAGUCGUCGAGGCCGAACACUUCUUGGCUCAAGACCCUGAUGUUGCCCCUGAAGAGCGGGAAAAGUACACACUCGACCGUGAGACAUACCUUGAUGCUCUAGACGACUACAUGAAGGUUGAAAGAGUCAUCGGAGAACAAGUCGGUAAUGACGGCAGAGAGUACUAUGUCAAGUGGAAGUCUCUUCCCUACGACACCUGCACAUGGGAACCAGAAUCUCUCGUCAGUGAGCUGGCUCAAAACGAGAUUGACCGCUACCUCGACCGCUCGUCUCGACUACCUACCUCUGACAAACGCGAGUCGAACUUGGCUACCCGCUCGCCGUACAAGCCUUUCCGUACACAACCCGAUUACGUCAAGUUUGGUCAGUUGAGAGAUUUCCAAUUGGCAGGUAUAAACUUUCUUGCACACAACUGGUGUAAGGGCAACAAUGUCAUCCUUGCAGACGAGAUGGGUCUGGGCAAGACGGUUCAGUCAGUCUCUUUCAUGAGUUGGCUCAUUCAUGAUCGUCGUCAAGAAGGCCCCUUCUUGGUUGUCGUGCCACUGUCCACUAUGCCUGCUUGGGCCGACACAUUUAACAACUGGACGCCGGACAUCAACUACAUUGUUUACAACGGCAACGAGGCCUCUCGCAAGAUUCUCCGCGAGCAUGAACUCCUUGUAGAUGGCAACCCGCGGAAGACAAAGUUCAACGUCAUGCUCACGACUUACGAAUACAUUCUACUCGACUCGGCCUUCUUAUCUCAGAUGAAGUGGCAGUUUAUGGCUGUAGACGAGGCACAUCGGUUGAAGAACCGAGAUUCACAACUCUAUGUCAAGCUCAUGGACUUUGGCGCCCCAAGUCGCCUGCUCAUCACGGGUACGCCUCUGCAGAACGAGCUCAAGGAGCUGUCUGCCCUUAUGGACUUCCUCAUGCCGGGCUUGAUCAACAUCAAUGAUGACAUUCCGAUCGAUGAUUCUGAAGCCACGAGACAAGCCCUCGAUGAGCUGAUGAAAGCCAUUUCACCAUAUAUGAUUCGUCGUGUCAAAGAGAAUGUUACCAGCGAUCUGCCAGGCAAGACUGAGAAAAUCAUCCGAGUCGAAUUGUCAGAUGUCCAACUGGAGUACUACAAGAACAUCCUCACCCGCAACUAUGCGGCUCUGAACUCCGGCACAAAGGGACAAAAGCAGUCGUUACUCAACAUCAUGAUGGAACUCAAGAAAGCCAGUAACCAUCCAUUCAUGUUCCCCAACGCUGAGGAUCGCAUUCUCGAGGGCAAGACCGGCAGAGAAGAUCAGCUCAAGGCUCUCGUGACGAGCAGUGGAAAGAUGAUGCUCCUAGACCGUCUUCUGACCAGACUGAAGGCCGAUGGUCACCGUGUUCUCAUCUUCAGUCAAAUGGUCAAGAUGCUUGAUAUUGUCGGCGACUAUCUGCACCUUCGUGGACAUCAAUACCAGCGUCUUGAUGGUACAAUCGCAGCUGGCCCAAGACGUCAGGCAAUCGACCACUUCAAUGCUCCUGACAGCAAAGAUUUCUGUUUCAUCCUUUCCACUCGUGCUGGUGGUCUCGGCAUUAACCUUAUGACGGCCGACACGGUCAUUCUCUUCGAUUCGGAUUGGAACCCUCAAGCGGAUCUCCAAGCCAUGGCGCGUGCUCACCGCAUCGGUCAGAAGAACCCUGUCACAAUCUACCGUUUUGUGUCGAAAGACACUGUCGAGGAAGAGGUCUUGGAGCGCGCUCGUAACAAGCUCAUCUUGGAACACAUCACCAUUCACCAAGCAAUGACAGAGAAAGAAGCCAAGGCUCUACGAACCAAGCUUGAUUCUGCCGGUGUCUCGACCGCUGAGCCAGUUGCGCAUGACGACCUUUCUCGUAUUCUCAAGCGUCGCGGACAAAAAAUGUUCGAGCAGUCGGGCAACCAGAGGAAGCUUGAAGAACUCGAUAUUGAUGCUGUUCUUGAGAAUGCUGAAAUCCACCAAACCGAACAGGCUGGUGGUGGCAUUACAGCAAGCGGAGGCGCAGACUUCUUGAAGAGUUUCGAGUAUACUGAUGUCAAGCUUGACCUGGAAUGGGAUGAUAUCAUUCCCAAAGAGCACCUGGAAGCCAUCAAGGCUGAAGAGAAAGCAAAAGACGAAGCGCAGUAUCUUGAAUCUGUCAUCGAAGAGAAUCAACCCAGAAACGCAAAGCGAAAGUCCAGGGAAGACGAUGCCAGGGAACAACGUGCCGCCAAGAAGAGAGCCCGAGACCUUGCUGCUCAAGCAGCCGCUGAUAUCGAGUCUGACAAUGAGUCCAAUGCUGGUGCAGACCCUGAACGUCCAAUGAGCGAGAAGGACAUCCGCAACUUGAUCCGCGCUUACGAAAAGUAUGGUUCGAUUGAGGAACGCCAGACUGAGAUCAUCAAAGAAGCAAGACUUGUCGGUCGUAACGUUGACCUUCUCAAAGGCACUCUUGAUGAAGUCGUAGGCAUCAGCAAGAGACUUCUCCAGGAAGAGCAGGACCGUGUCUUGGCCCUUGAGCGUGAGACUAACAAGCCCAUCACCAAGAAAGACAAGAAGGCCGUUCUGUUCGAUUUCAAGGGUGUCAAACGCUUGAACGCCGAGACCCUGACUGAGCGUCCUCUGGAGAUGCGUAUGCUUCGGGAUGUCGAGAAGCAGCUGGGUGACAACUGGCGCACUUUCCGCAUUCCAGAAGCCUCCAAGCCUGCUCACUACACCUGCCCCUGGGGAGCUCGCGAGGAUGGCAUGCUGUGUAUCGGUAUCGCAAAACACGGUUACGGUGCUUGGGUGGCCAUUCGCGAUGAUGCCGAUCUUGGUAUGGGCGACAAGUUCUACCUUGAGGAGCACCGUGUGGGCACCAAAGAGGAACGAACCAAGGCUGAUGAGAAGAACGCCAAGUCGCCAGGUGCCGUCCAUCUUGUGAGACGUGCAAACUACCUCCUCAGUGUUCUCAAAGACAAGACCAGCAACGGUACCAAUCUUGCAGCCAAGAGAGCACUUGAAAACCAUCACCGUAACAACAAGAAAGCUCUCGCAUCUAGCAGUCGUCGUCCUACAAGUGUGUCGGCAAGUCCAGCUCCUGGCGCGGCUCGUAAGAUGAAUCGCGAGGACUCCUACCGCUCGCGUCUCCACAACGACCACCGUGGCUCUUCAGACCGUCGUCAAUCAUCUAACAACGUUGGCCACAGAGCAUCGCCCGGCGGAGCCGAGCGUGUUGAUAGGAACAGACACCACCGUGACUCUGAAACCAGGAAGCUGCCCCGUCAUGCUGGUUCUCCUCUGGCUGCCCCCAACGGAGACCGUCCAGCAUCUGAGGACCAUAUGAGGCGUGUUGUUGAGCCCAUUCGUGACUGUCUGGGUCGUAUCAGAAAGGCCACCAAAAGCCACAUUCCAGACGACAAGGAGCGCGCAAACAGUCUGAAGGAGUCACUGCAGACAGCUGGCAAGUUCUUUAAACAGAAGGCGGUCGAGAAGGGGAAGACGGUAGAGGACAAACUAUGGGAUUAUCUUGCCGAGACAUGGUGGCCGCAGGCUAAGAAUGUCGAGAAACGCACAUCAGGUCAGAAGCUCCGGACGCUGUAUGAGAAGAUUGCCGCCGCCAACAAGGCAACCUAG
Molecule: messenger RNA, 4470 nt
Organism: Aureobasidium uvarum
Lineage: Eukaryota; Fungi; Ascomycota; Dothideomycetes; Dothideales; Saccotheciaceae
Source: the annotation of a GenBank genome assembly